AUGGUGGGGUUGGAGUGCUUUCUGGACGUCGUCAGGGCACUCGGCAUGGGCUCCUGCCUCUCCCUGGAAGGCGGAUCAGCCUACGGCCCACUCCCUUCCUCCCCAGGGCCGGGCAACAAGAGGAGGAAGAGGAGGGUGACUGGGAACUCCUCUGCCACGGCGGUAGCGCCGCCUUCCAAUAAUCUGGAGAUGUGGCUGCACAGAAUCCCUGGCAGGCAGUUCCUGAAUGGUUCCUCUGAUUUUGCUUCCUUGUUCUGCAAGCAAGGCAAGAAAGGGGUCAAUCAGGACGCCAUGAUUGCUUGGGAGAAUUUUGGUUCCCCGGAUACCAUAUUUUGUGGUGUUUUUGAUGGGCAUGGCCCUUUUGGCCAUGUGGUUGCAAAGAAGGUGAGGGAUGCUCUACCUUUGAAGUUGACUUCACAAUGGGUAUUGACUAAUAACGCCAAGAAAGGGACUGCUGAUGAUACCAACGAGGCUGCUUCAUAUCAAGACCACAAGGAUAACGAGCACUGUGAGCUUUUUAUGACAUUGAAAGAUUCUUUUCUGAAGGCUUUUAAGGUCAUGGACAAGGAGCUCAAAUUGCAUCCUCGUAUUGAUUGCUAUUGCAGUGGGACAACUGCUGUUACCUUGGUCAAGCAGGGCCAGGAUCUUGUUAUUGCAAAUGUUGGGGACUCUAGAGCUCUACUAGGCACCAGAGAUGAAGAUGGCUCCCUCGUUGCUGUUCAGUUGACUGUAGACCUCAAACCAAAUCUUCCAAGUAGCUUUCUUUCUCCCACUCUUUCUAAUCCAUGGUUAAAGUUCAAAGAUAUGAAGAUUCCAACUUUACAGAAAAUACACAGCAUUUGGUUACUACUUGUCUUAGAAACAAAUGCAUAG
This is a messenger RNA of Prunus armeniaca (apricot), 873 nucleotides long. The record is from the annotation of a GenBank genome assembly. NCBI's taxonomy places the organism in Eukaryota, Viridiplantae, Streptophyta, Magnoliopsida, Rosales, Rosaceae.